UGAUGGGACUGUGGUCAUGGAUUUUAAUCUGGAGCAGUGUGUCACUGAAGAAAAUUAUGUGCUGUUUAGUUACGGUAUCAUUUGAGGUCCUGUCUGUGCCUUCAGACAGGAGCAUUGUACCAGCUGUUUGGAUGUUGUUGAUGAAAUGUUAACAUCUCAUAUCCUCAUCCCAUUCACCCAAACUGAACGCCACGUAGUGCAGCUGACUGGAGGAAUGCUGUGGAAUUUUAGCCAGCAGUCAGUCUGGUUAGAUCUUUUAACUGUUCAUAUCCAUAUGCCUUCAUAGUAAAGCGAGAAGUUAUUUAACAAUGUCAUUCUGUUUACAAAUCUUCAACAAAUCAGCGUGCUUAUUUUGCUAAGAUACCCAAAUACUUCUUAUCAUCACAAGGUGAAAAGUGAUAACGAAGGUGGAUUUUCUGUCAGUCGUAGACCUGAGUGAUAAACAGUAAGUCUUCAAAGAUCACCUUUUCCCAACAGAAUUUAAUCAAAAUAUUUUUAUGUUUGAAGGAAAAUUGUGUUGUAUGCAGGUUAUGUAAAUAGGAACAACUGUAGUCAAGAGUUUUAAUUUAAGGGAUAGUAUGGUCACUUUUUCAAAGCCAUUUUGUGCUACGAUUAAAUGGAAGGGGAUAAAGAGGAACACAGAUGAAUUGUAACAGUGAGCUCUACUGUACCAUGGAUCCCUUGGUUUUGAGUUCUUAUAGACAGCAGUUGAAUCAGAGGAUGGAGAAGAGGAUGAAAUCUCUUCUGAAGGCAGGCUGCUGGUGGACCCUGAAGACAAAAUUGCUGCAGUUCUGUAAGUGGAUUUAGCAGCAAGCAGCUGCAGCAGCCUGCAAAUCACCAUGGAAAAAAUCCUGAAAACAGAAUUGAAAACUUCCGUCCUGAAGGCAUUCGGAGGCUCAGGAGGAGGAUACAUUAGCCAAGGCCAAGGUUAUGAAACAGACAGUGGACGAAUAUUUGUUAAAAUCAACCACAAACCUCAGGCUAGAAAAAUGUUUGAAGGGGAAAUGGCAAGUUUGGAAGCUAUCCAGAACACCAAUACUGUGAGAGUGCCUCAGCCUAUUAAAGUAAUUGACCUACCUGGAGGAGGAGCAAUGUUUGUCAUGGAGUACCUAAAGAUGAAGCACCUCAACAAAUAUUCUUCAAAGCUUGGAGAGCAGAUAGCAGAUCUUCAUCUUUAUAACCAGAAACUUGGAGAGAAAUUGAGAAAGGAGGGAAACACAAUUGGUAAAGGUGCAUGUCGCUCUGAGUCUCAGUAUGUGGAUAAGUUUGGAUUCCAUAUAGCCACUUGCUGUGGCUAUAUACCACAGGUGAAUGAAUGGCAGAGUGAUUGGCCCUCCUUCUUUAUUCGUCACCGACUCCAAGCUCAGUUGGAUUUGAUUGAAAAAGAUUAUGGAGACAGAGAAGCCAGAGAACUUUGGUCACAGCUAAAACUAAAGAUUCCUGAAAUGUUCUGUGACGUAGAAAUUGUUCCUGCUCUCCUGCAUGGGGAUCUGUGGGCAGGAAAUGUAGCUGAGGACGACUCCGGGCCAAUUAUCUUUGACCCUGCUUCCUUCUAUGGCCAUUCAGAAUUUGAACUGGCCAUUGCCGGAAUGUUUGGUGGGUUUAGCAGCUGUUUUUUCUCUGCCUAUCAUAGUAAAAUACCGAAAGCUCCAGGAUUUGAGAAACGAAACAAAUUGUAUCAGCUCUUUAAUUACAUAAACCACUGGAACCAUUUUGGGACCGGGUACAGGGGAUCUACCAUAAAUGUAAUGAGAAAACUUCUAAAGUAACCAGAAAGGCUUGGGGAAUUCUGACGUAGUCCCUUAGUAAUGAACAGCCCCGGCUUAUCAGAAGUAACACAAACUAGGAAUUAAUGUUAACGCUAAAACACCUGACAUGUAAAAGGCUUAGUACACUUUUGAGGCUCACUAACGAGCAAUUGUGUGAUUUUUUAACUUACACGCUAGUUUACUAGCACAGCUUCAUUCCCCACUGAAGGAAAAGACUGUGUUGUUGUUAAGACUCCACUAGGUUGGAAAAGUAGCAUGACAGUCAGCCAAAUCUUACUCUGCAGGGAGUCCCCCUUCACAGCCACUGUGUUUCCACAGUUGUUUGCGUCUUGCUGCUUCUGCUGCUGCUCCACCAGCAGUUCUUUACUGAGAGCUACUGCUGUGGGAUUGUGGGGCUGGAAGUAAUAACGGGUUCCUUACCUGUUCCCUUUCUGUUCUGUUUUAGUUUUCUCUCUCUCUUUCAAUCCCUUUUCCCAUUUAUAUUUCUGUCAUCUUUUCUUUACCGUGUUGCAUGUCCUGAUCCAAAAUUUAAAUCAGAUUCUGUGAAUCUAAAAAUGAAAACAUCCUCUUUUUGAUUUAAAGAGUAGACAAGGCCCUUUGGACUGCACUUGGUAAGCAUAUAUAAUUAAUAACAUUUCUAAUAUUUAUUUUAAUUUAGUGUAAUUUGUUUACAUGCUUUUGUUUUUCUCUUGCUAUGAGAAAUUAUAGUGUUAUUUUGUAAAAAGGAUGUCUCUGUAGUUCCUUGGUAAUUAACCUUAUGGUCAGACCACGCAAGUUUGAUAAUAACAUAUCAUAGUUUUAGUAUGCAAUUUCAGUGUGUUAAACUAUGAUAGUAAGGUAUUUAAAUAACUUUGUAAAAAGAUAGCGAAAAGUGGGAGGGAGGCUUAGUGUUUUGAUGACAAGGAAGCCUCUGUUGCUGCUGUGUUGAUUGUUGCUUGAUAUAUUUUCAAUUUUAUAAAAUAAUGUACAGUAGGCAAAGCUAGUCUGUUCUGCCACUGCUGGAUUAUUGACAGAACAGUGUCAAAUUAGGUGGCUUUAUAAUGAUUUUUAAUAUUCCUAACUGCUUUAUUUUUACAGAAAACAUAGGCAAUGAGAAUUUGGGGAGAAAACUGCAACAAAGAUACUGGCAUACAAUGUGAGCUAGUGUACAUUAACAAAUCCAUGGUUUUUUUAAUGGAAGAAAGUGGUAAAGAAAGUAGAUGUAAGUGCAGUCUGACAAAUGCCUGUGUGAAUCUGAAAAUUUGAAUAACUGAACUUAUGUAUUUAGGCUUCAGAUGGUUGUUGUGACUGAUACCUAAAAUGUUAUAUUCAAAAAUGCUCAAAUAUGUUUAGACUUUUUUCCAGCUUUAAAUGGCUGUGCUAUAAAAACUUAAUAAACUUUAAAGUUAGAUGUUGUGAUUCAUACUAUUAGAAAAAUGCAUUUCGUUCUCUGUAAACAUAAUACAACUAGUUAAAAAUUUUUACUUCCAUUGAACUUGGGCUACAAUUAGGGGAAUUUUAAUGGUGUGGUUAUAAUGUUUAAAUACAAUUAUAACUGUGGAAAAGUGGAAUAAUAGAGUUAGAAUACAGUUGAAAUUGUAGCUGAUAGCUAAAUGAUCCAGGUCCAAGGAAACAGCAAAGUGCAUGCAUACUGUAAUUUAUCGAUGUUAACAAAAACACAUGUAUUGCAUUGGAAAGUACAUGUGAACUUAAGAUUUCUCCUUCUCAAAUAAAAUACUUGCCUUGCAGAAACUA
This is a messenger RNA of Phalacrocorax carbo (great cormorant), 3503 nucleotides long. Lineage: Eukaryota; Metazoa; Chordata; Aves; Suliformes; Phalacrocoracidae. The record is from RefSeq and is a predicted model, not a curated record.